AUGUUGGAGCCAACGCUGAUGCCGUCACUACAGUUCGAGUCCAAGUCUUCGAGAGCGAAGGGCAUUGCCUUCCACCCAAAGAGACCAUGGAUUCUCGUCUCCCUCCACUCUUCGACUAUCCAACUAUGGGAUUACCGCAUGGGAACUCUGAUAGACCGGUUCGAAGAGCACGACGGUCCCGUUCGGGGCAUCGAUUUCCACAAGACCCAACCCCUCUUCGUUUCCGGUGGUGAUGAUUACAAGAUCAAGGUCUGGUCCUACCAGACGAGGCGAUGUCUGUUCACCCUGAACGGGCAUCUCGAUUACGUUCGAACCGUCUUCUUUCACCACGAGCUGCCGUGGAUCAUAUCCGCAUCCGACGACCAGACCAUUCGGAUAUGGAAUUGGCAGAACCGCUCGCUAAUUUGCACCAUGACGGGCCACAACCACUACGUAAUGUGCGCCCAGUUCCACCCCAAGGACGACCUGGUAGUAUCCGCCUCUCUCGACCAGUCUGUACGAGUCUGGGAUAUCUCGGGCCUACGAAAGAAACACUCGGCCCCGACCUCGAUGUCCUUCGAGGACCAAGUCGCUCGAUCGAAUGCGCAACAGGCAGACAUGUUCGGUAAUACCGAUGCUAUGGUCAAAUUCGUACUAGAGGGCCACGACCGCGGCGUUAACUGGGUGUCCUUCCACCCCACCGCUCCCCAUAUUGUCUCGGCUGGCGAUGAUCGACUGGUAAAGCUGUGGCGAUUCAGCGAAACGAAAGCCUGGGAAGUCGACACAUGCCGCGGCCAUUUCCAAAAUGCUUCCGGUUGCUUGUUCCACCCCCACCAAGACUUGAUCCUGUCUUGUGGUGAGGACAAGACAAUUCGGGUAUGGGACUCUCAGAAGCGUACGGCCGUCCAGUCAUUCAAGCGGGAAAACGACCGAUUCUGGGUCAUCGCUGCCCAUCCCGAGAUCAACCUGUUUGCUGCUGGACACGACAACGGUGUCAUGGUAUUCAAGUUGGAACGAGAACGCCCGGCAUCUACCGUUCACCAGAACAACCUGUUCUUCAUUACGAAGGAGAAGCACGUUCGCUCAUACGAUUUCCAGAAGAAUGCCGAGAGCCCGACAUUAUUGUCUCUGAAGCGACUGGGCAGUGCCUGGGUACCUCCACGGACCUUGUCAUACAACCCAGCGGAGCGGUCUGUCCUUGUCACAUCACCCUCGGAGGGCGGCUCCUACGAACUUAUCAAUCUACCUCGGGAUGGCUCUGGUGCAUUGGAUUCCACGGACUCGAAACGCGGACAGGGGAACUCUGCGAUUUUUGUGGCCCGCAAUCGCUUUGCUGUUCUGAACACAUCUACCCAGACUAUUGACAUCAAGGAUCUGUCCAACAACACUGCGAGAUCAUUCAAGCCCCCUAUUGGGACCACCGACAUCUACUUUGGUGGCACUGGCAACUUGCUUAUAAUUACCCCGACCGCCGUCUAUCUCUAUGAUAUCCAGCAGAAGAAGAGCAUAGCCGAGUUGACUGUCAAUGGUGUCAAAUACGUCAUCUGGUCUAAUGACGGUCUUCACGCGGCUCUCCUGAGUAAACACAAUGUCACUAUUGUGACUAAGACGCUUGAACAAGUCAGCACGUUGCACGAGACAAUCCGGAUCAAGAGCGCGACCUGGGACGACGCCGGCGUUCUGCUGUACUCUACCCUCAACCACAUCAAGUAUACUCUGAUGAAUGGCGACAAUGGUAUCGUCAGGACACUCGACCAGACAGUAUACCUUGUGAGAGUCAAGGGCAGAUAUGUAUACUCACUUGAUCGCGCCGCAAAACCCAAGGUCCUCCACAUUGACCCCACCGAGUACCGCUUCAAGCUUGCUUUGGUGAAGAGAAACUACGAGGAAAUGCUUCACAUCAUACGUAACUCGAGCCUAGUCGGCCAGUCCAUCAUUUCAUAUCUGCAGAAGAAGGGAUACCCCGAGAUUGCCCUGCAGUUCGUGCAAGACCCGACAACUCGCUUCGAGCUCGCAAUAGAAUGCGGUAAUCUGGAAGUGGCCGUGGAGAUGGCCAAGGAAUUGGACCGACCGAAGCUGUGGACCAGACUGGGGACCGAAGCCCUGGCGCACGGAAACCACCAAGUCGUUGAGAUGGCGUACCAGAAACUCAAGCAGUUUGAUAAGCUGUCGUUCUUGUAUCUUUCGACCGGCGACCACUCAAAACUCGCCAGAAUGGCCAAGAUCGCCGAGCAUCGAGGCGACUUUACAGCAAGAUUCCAGAAUGCUCUUUACUUGGGCGAAGUCGAGGAUAGGAUACAGAUGUUCAAGGAGGCUGAUCUAUAUCCCCUUGCUUAUAUGACUGCCAAGUCUCACGGUCUCGAGGAGGAAUGCCAGUCGAUUCUGGAGGUCACGGGUGUCACGGAAGAUCAACUGACUACACCCAAGUUUGGACAGACUGCCACGCCGCCAAGGCCAGUUGUGCCCACCUACAAGGCAAACUGGCCUACCAAGGCGACGUCGCAGUCCAUCUUCGAGAAGGCUCUUUCGGGUCAAUUAGAAGGCCUGAGCCUAGAGGACGCACCAGCCGCAGCCACUAAUGGACUCGGGCGCGAUGAUGCAGGUGACGACGACAUCGCUGCUAAGGCCAACGGCGCGAUGGACGUGGAUGAGGACGAGGAUGCAGCUGGCUGGGACAUGGGUGACGACAUCGUUCCAGAAGCUGACAGCGACUUUGUCAAUGUCGAAAGUACCGAUGCGGGAGGUGCUGGCAGCAGCGAGGCUGACAUGUGGGCUCGCAACUCGCCAAUAGCGGCAGAUCAUAUCGCCGCUGGGUCUUUCGAAUCAGCCAUGAACCUGCUGAACCGUCAAGUGGGAGCUGUCAACUUCGCGCCGCUGAAGCCUCGAUUCUUGGAGAUUUACUCGGCUACGAAAACCUAUCUUCCCGCGUCUGCUGGAUUGCCGCCCCUUGUCAACUACGUCCGCCGAACCUUGGAUGAGACGGAUCCUAGAAAGGUUCUCCCAAUAAUCCCUCGAGACCUUGAGCACCUCGCGUCCAAUGACCUCCAACAAGGUUACGACACGAUGAGGUCAAACAAGCUCGAGGAUGGCGUCAGACUUUUCAAGGGUAUCCUACACGCCAUUAUCGCCAAUGCUGCAUCCAGUGAGAGCGAGGCGACUGAUGCGAAGAAACUUGCCACCUCGGCCGGCGAGUAUGCUUUGGCCAUGUCGAUCGAGCUUGCCCGAAGAAGACUCGGCACACCAGAAGCGGUGAAUGGCAACCCGGAGCUGCUCAAACGAAGUCUUGAGCUGUCAGCAUACUUCACGAUUCCCAAGAUUGAGGUGCCGCACCGCCAGCUCGCACUACUGAACGCAAUGAACUUGGCGGCAAGAAGCAAAAACUACAGCUCGGCUUCGAGCUUUGCCAACCGUAUCCUGGCCAACGGCGGAGCUAAUAGAAUCCUUGAGAAUGCCCGGAGGACCAAGACACAAUGCGAGCGGAAUCCCCACGAUGCUGUGGAGAUUGAGUACGACCAAUUUGCCGAGUUCGAUAUCUGCGCCGCUAGCUAUACGCCCAUCUACAGCGGCACUCCCUACGAAGAGUGCGCCUUGGACGGAACCAAGUACCACACAAAGUACAAGGGCAUGGUGUGCACCGUUUGUGAGGUAUGCGAGGUCGGUAAGCAUGGCAGUGGGCUGAAAUUGUUUGCAUAG
Anthostomella pinea is the source of this 3672-nucleotide messenger RNA. Lineage: Eukaryota; Fungi; Ascomycota; Sordariomycetes; Xylariales; Xylariaceae. The record is from the annotation of a GenBank genome assembly.